Spea bombifrons (plains spadefoot toad) is the source of this 1518-nucleotide messenger RNA. Its product is annotated as major histocompatibility complex class I-related gene protein-like. Lineage: Eukaryota; Metazoa; Chordata; Amphibia; Anura; Pelobatidae. The transcript is spliced from 7 exons. Gene Ontology annotation, biological process: immune response. The annotation marks the transcript as partial. Gene Ontology annotation, cellular component: external side of plasma membrane. The record is from RefSeq and is a predicted model, not a curated record.
GCAUUUACUGAGGAGCACACCUUGCAGUUUUAUUUCACCGCACUCUCGACUCCUCUCCCUGGGCUGCCCGUGUAUUCAAUAGUUGGACAUGUCGAUGAUGUGUUGGCCCUGGACAAAGAAUCCAAAUAUCUCAUACUCAAGUGUCUAAGUGUCUACCAGCUGAAGUUUGCCUGUUACAUGGUUGACGAUGGUAGCAUGAGCGGUUAUCUGGAAUUUGGAUUUAACGGGAAAGAUUUUAUUGUGUUUGAUAAAGAGAGAUUAGUGUAUAUCCCAGCAACACAUGAAGCUGAGCUCAUUACACAGAAAUGGAACCAACAGAAGUUCUCAAGACAUCAAAACAGGGAUUUGAUCGAGAAGGAGUGCACCGCGUGGAUGAAGAAAUAUUUUCAUCAUGGCAAAUUUUAUUUUGAGAAAAAUGUUCCUCCACAGGUGAAGAUAACUGAGAAGGCAUCAGGUGGGGUCACGAAGCUCCUCUGCCACGUGUAUGGGUUUUACCCGCGAGACGUGGACGUGAAGUGGAUGAAAAAUGGGAUUGAUGAGGUUUACUCCGACGAGGCCAAACAGAUCCUCCCGAAUACUGACGGCACCUACCAGAUCAGAGCCAGUGUGGAGGUGACACCGAGGCAAGGGGACAGUUACUCCUGCUAUGUGGAUCACAGCAGCCUGGAGAAGGAACUCAUUGUACCCUGGGAAGCCAAGAGAAGCUCAUCUCUAUACAUUGUGAUUGCUGGGUUUGGUGUGCUGCUCUGGUGAGCAAAAUAAAGAAACAGAGGCUCAGAAAGCAAAUAAGGUGGCAGACAGAGGGUUAACACAGAAGACACAGCGGCAGGGUGAUGAGUGCCCGCAGAUAACCUCCUUCUGCCCCUUGUUUCACUCUUGUUUGAGGCGCUCUGAUUCCUGGUUGUGACCCCUGGCUUUUGUACUUUGCUGUUCCUGUCCUCUCCUAUCCCAACCUUUGGCUUGCUAUACAGACUUCGCUGCUCUCUCCCGCCCUGACCUUCGGACUGUUUCUAGAUUUUGCCUUAUCUACUAAACCUUCCCCCAUCUCCUGGAAGGUAGCCCCAGGGACUGAAAAAAUGGCUGCCUCUUAAACAGGGACACUUGGGAGGUGUGAGAUGACCAUGGCUGUUCAGUGGGGCACAUAACGGAAAGCUCAAUCUUUGUACAAAGUCAUACAAUUUUAUUUUAUUCUGUGAUUAUGGUGUGAUGAUUAUGAUUGUGUAUAUAUAUAUAUAUAUAUAUAUAUAUAUAAUAUUAGUAUUAUUUCAUGUAUAAAGUGGAUAUAGAGGCAAAAGGGCGAUUAUUGUUAACCUUGUUUGCAUAUGCCUACCAAUCUCUAGAUUGUAAGCUCUUUAAGCAGGGCCCUCCUCGCCUGCUCUUUCUGUAAGUCUAAUUGUUUUACUAUAUACUACUUCUUAUGUCCUGUUUAUCCGUUGUACAGCGUUACGGAAUAUGAUGGUGCUAUAUGAAGCAAUACUAAUAACAAAUAAAGAAGUGGCCGCUGCCUUUGUCAGAAAA